This is a messenger RNA of Quercus robur (English oak), 747 nucleotides long. RefSeq names its product class V chitinase CHIT5a-like. The record is from RefSeq and is a predicted model, not a curated record. The coding region runs from base 1 to 747 and encodes 248 amino acids. Gene Ontology annotation, cellular component: extracellular region. NCBI's taxonomy places the organism in Eukaryota, Viridiplantae, Streptophyta, Magnoliopsida, Fagales, Fagaceae. The transcript has a single exon. Gene Ontology annotation, molecular function: chitinase activity; chitin binding. Gene Ontology annotation, biological process: chitin catabolic process; carbohydrate metabolic process.
AUGGCAAGCACCCUCGCGGGUCGUCAAUCCUUUAUCCAGUCCUCCAUUCAGGUGGCUAGAGAAUAUGGCUUUGUUGGGCUGGACCUUGAUUGGGAAUAUCCAAAAACUACACUAGACAUGGAAAACCUCGCGUUGCUCUUUCGAGAGUGGCGUGCAGCUAUCAUUUCUGAGUCUGCUAAUAAAAAUGGACUAUUUCUAAGUGCAGCGGUUUUUUUUAAACCCAGCUUUGUCAAAGACCAUAGUGAAAUAGUUUACCGUAUCGAAGCCAUAAGAGAUUGUGUUGAUUUUGUUGGUCUGAGGUGCUAUGAUUAUCACUCAAGCCGGGACACUGCAGUCACUGCUGCACAUGCUUGUCUCUAUGAAACAAGUGAAAACAGCUCUAGCUUUGGCAUUAAGUCCUGGAUCAAAGCUGGGCUUCACCCAAGUAAAUUAGUCAAGGGGCUACCACUUUAUGGAAGAACUUGGACAUUGCAAGAUCCAAAUCAACAUGCUGUUGGAGAUCCUGCAAAUGAGGAUGUUAUGGCGCCCUAUCAUGACAUAGUGAACUGCAACUUACAACCAGUUAAUGAUGAGGUCACUGUAUCGGAGUACUCAUAUUCUGGAACCUUUUGGGUUGGGUACGAUGGACUGACAUCGAUUCGGAAGAAGAUUGAGUUUGCCAACGCUAAAACACUUGGUGGGUAUUUCUUAUGGGCGCUUAUGUUUGACUGUGACAAGAAGCUUUUUGAAGCAGGAAUGUUUGGUUAG